This is a messenger RNA of Colletotrichum truncatum, 1365 nucleotides long. RefSeq lists its product as uncharacterized. The record is from RefSeq and is a predicted model, not a curated record. NCBI's taxonomy places the organism in Eukaryota, Fungi, Ascomycota, Sordariomycetes, Glomerellales, Glomerellaceae.
AUGCUAGAUCUUCCCGACCAUGUGUGGUCGCUCGUUUUCAGCCAACUCGAGUAUCCCAUCAGAGAGGCAACCUUUUCCAGCGAGUGUCAAUGGAGUGAGCCAGACACUAGCGGGCUCACAACGCUAUCACGGCUCUGUCAGACCUCGUCCCGGUUUCUGAGACUUGCUCGACGGGUCCUGUAUCGCAGCUUGCCACUAGAUAAUUGGAGGAUUCACAAACGGCUUUUGUCUACCCUCCAUCAGCACUCAUACCUCACAGAAUACGUUGAAAAUGUUGUCUUGGGCGAGGGCGUUUUUUCUCGCGACGAAAUGGCCUCACUCCUCCAGCCAUACUAUUCCAAGACACUGCAACAGCCUUCAUCAAAGCCCGGGAGCCUUGAAGCAGCCCUCAGAGAGUUCCUUGACGGCCCGGAGUGGCCAGAGGGUGGACCCGAUAUUUGGUUCACUCAUUGUGCCAAUCUUCUGCCCAACUUGAAGCUGCUCCAGUACGCAACACGAAGCUUCGACGAACUCUUCCCGGCUAUUAUUCGGCAAGCAGCUGAGCCGGAGCCGAAAGAACUUGUCCCGCUGUCUAAAAUAGUAGAGUUCCGUAUCAGUAACCAAGACACAGAAUUGGCGGUGCGACUGCAGUACAUCCAGGAAUUGUUCCUCCUGCCCCAGCUGGAAAUAUUCCGUGGCUGUGCCGUGGACCUCAAUACCACAUUGGCAGCACCGGGACAGACACCUGAACAGCAGCCCCGACAGUCAAACUCUCUGAGGCAUGCAUACUUUACAGACUCGCUCGCCGAGGCGGACGGUAUCUGUGAUAUUCUACGCACAUGCCCCUCCUUGCAAACAUUUUCAAUGACAUGGGGAUCCGCCACGGUUGGAGACAGUUAUCUCAACUUUGAUCUUAUUGGCAAGGCGCUGCGGGAACAUGGGACGAGCCUCGAGGUUCUGGUUCUAAACUGCCAGGAAUGUCUCUGGUACGACAUAGGAGAGACACAGGGCAAACUCGGCGACCUCCAGGCACUGAAGCACCUAAAACAUCUGUCAUUGCCCGAAGCCAUCUUGCUCGGCAGUGAAGACGAACUGAGCGGGAUGGAUAAGGUGGGCGAUGACGAGGAGGAUGAAGAUGGCGAGGACCCGAUUACGGCAGAUAGUCUGGAACCGCUUCUGCCGGAGUCUUUGGAGUCUCUGCGUUUCUACAGUUGUUAUGACGAAGAAGCAUGGGUGCGCAACAGUAUCCAAGGCGUCCUAUCCAGUGAACGGCUGAACCGGCUCAAGAAGCUUCAGUUGGAUGAUGCUGCGGAUACUGGUAUAGAGUGGGACCUCACCGGUUGGCAAAGCAAGAAAGUUUCGGGUCACUUGAUUCUCUCUAGAUGA